GGGAAACGAAGCAAAGGUCUUGGGUAGAACAAUCCUGAAAAUACGUUAACUACACAGAGGAAACAAGAACAGAAACUUAAGUGUUUUGCAUAGAAAAGAGGAUUAAUGGCAUCAGACGAACGUUGAACUGUUAUUGAUAUUAUGAAUUAACAAGAGGACCCUUAAAACAUCCACGUGCCCUCGUCGCUGUUUGAUUCCACCACUCUGUUUGGAAAGCAUGAGUUUUGGUUAAAGGAAUUGAGAUCCACGAAUCUUUCACAAUGAACUGUUCAGACGCGAAAACCGAAAUUCUACGGAUAAUAGCCCAGGUAGAGCCUCAGGAGUUACCCAAGUUAAUCGACUGGAUGAAGAACUCAGAUGACUUGGAUGACUGUUUAAUCGACAAUCAAAAAGUGAUACUUCAGAGUAUUGCAGAGGACCUCAGAACCUGUCUCCCUCUGGAGGCUGUGUUUUCCUCAGAGACACUGGCAAUUCAGAAGACUCAACAGAAUCCCAGGCCUACUAUUCACGUUGAUGCAUUCCUGUAUGACGAUGAAGCUGUGGAUUUGCUCUGUGAGGAGGGCAAGAUGAGUAGACACUACUGCCUUGGCUGUAGCUCCCAAAGGACAGCUCCUCUUGAAUUUAUAUCCCACUCUUUCUCCAUUUUGGAGCUCAAGUUUCUGUUUCAUCAUGUUCUUCCGGAUCUAUCUGGGAAAGUUUUGGUGGAUGUGGGCUCAAGGCUUGGAGCUGUACUUUAUGGGGGUUAUCUGUACAGCUCAGCUUCAAGGCUGGUGGGAGUGGAGAUUAGUGCGGAAUUUGUUCAGCUCCAAUCAAUGGCAGUAGAGAAGUAUGGAUUCAGUGAUAGAAUUCAGGUUAUCCAUGCCAAUAUCUGCUCUCAAGCAGCACUUCUCAAAGAAGCUGAUGUUCUCAUUAUGAACAAUGUGUUUGAAUAUUUUUUGGACCUCAAUGGGCAAAUGAUAGCAUGGCAGAGUAUUUGUCAGAAUUUCUGUAAGAAAAAUAGUCUGUUGGUGACUGUUCCAAGUAUUCAAGAAGCUCUUACUAAACUCAAGGGAAAUUGUGGGGUGGUUGAUGUUAGCCAGUGGAUUGAGGAAAUUCCUGUCAAUUGUGAUGCGUACCUCAGCAAAGAUUGCGAUCCAGAUUCAUUCAAACAAAUUCACCUCUAUAAAGUGCUUUGACAUACGUCAUUUUGCCAUGUGACUCACUUCCUUUCACACACUUGCAUACUCAGACACGUGCACAUUCACAAAAGACUCCAAAAAAGACAUAGACUCUUUUAAGAUUGCAAAUGGGAGUGAACCUCCCAAACAACACAUAAUACAAUUAGAUUAUUGUCAUAACUAACAGUGUAAAUAACUUACAGCGUAAAUACCUUGUGUACUCUAUAUGGUAUGUUUAUAACUUAAAUUGUCCUGGUUUGUUACUACACCCAAAAUCUGUAAUUUCUAUAUUCUUUACUAUCUAUACUGUCCUAUACUCCUUCCAAUGCUUUUAUAUAACACUGAAAGCCAAUACAAAAUAAUAAAUUAUAUUCUUAA
Molecule: messenger RNA, 1535 nt
Organism: Alosa sapidissima (American shad)
Lineage: Eukaryota; Metazoa; Chordata; Actinopteri; Clupeiformes; Clupeidae
Exons: 9
Coding region: 261-1175 (304 amino acids)
Molecular function (GO): methyltransferase activity
Source: RefSeq, a predicted model, not a curated record